Brienomyrus brachyistius is the source of this 1776-nucleotide messenger RNA. It is a transcript of the gene trmt2b, whose product is annotated as tRNA methyltransferase 2 homolog B. The coding region runs from base 224 to 1657 and encodes 477 amino acids. The transcript has a single exon. The record is from RefSeq and is a predicted model, not a curated record. Gene Ontology annotation, biological process: RNA processing. Lineage: Eukaryota; Metazoa; Chordata; Actinopteri; Osteoglossiformes; Mormyridae. Gene Ontology annotation, molecular function: tRNA (uracil(54)-C5)-methyltransferase activity, S-adenosyl methionine-dependent.
AGGCUCGUUGUGAUGACGCAAUAACGCGCCGCCACCUUUCCAGUGCAAACGAGAGAACAAGGUAGUGUUCAGAGUACCGACUUUAUUUAGUUAUUUCUUUAUUAUACCUUGCGAUUAUAUGAAUUCGAACCGAGAUUCAAAUUAGUUCAUUCGGCAUAUUAAAACGAUAAAAUAUUUAAGCGAUAGAAUAAAAGUAGAUAUAUCAUUUAUCGUAUUUGCAACUAUGCAAAUAAAGAAAAUAUUUCCAAAUGGUAAAUAUUUCAUUUCGCGUGUACUACUGCGUGGUAAUUUGUGCACCGUUGCUAAGAAUGAGUCGCCUAACACUGGUAUUGAGAACACAUUAAAAACUCUGCCAAAGAAAAAAAGGAAAAAAUAUACACAUGGAAACUCCCCAUCUUCCUCUUGGGAGGAAAGAUUAGCGGAUGUCGUUACUCCCCUGUGGCGGCUGAGUUAUGACGAGCAGCUCCGUCUGAAACAAAUGCAGCAAAAGAAGAUCCUUCAUGAACUGUCACACCUUGUGAAGGCAGCAGUGCCCGAGGUCUCACUGCCUUUAAACAACGAUAAUCUGAGUUUUCCUCUUUUGCCGAUAAAGCCUUCACCUGUGAUAUAUGGAUACCGCAAUAAGUCAACAUUUUCAGUCAAUAAGGGUGUGGAUGGCAAUCCAAAAACAGUAGGAUUUUAUGUGGGUUCUGGUAAGCGUAAGAACAUUGUCUGUAUUAAUGACAAUCACCUGCUCAACACACCAGCAAAGCACAAGAUGGUCGCAAGACAUUAUGAAGACUUCAUUCGUACCUCCCCACUAGACCCAUGUCUCCUCUUUCACAAAGGAGGCCACUGGCGAGAGAUUACAGUGAGGACUAAUUCAGUAGGUGAAACCAUGGCGAUAGUAUUCUUCCAUCCUCAGAGUUUAACUCCAGAAGAGAUCUGUGCUCAUAAAGCAUGUUUAGUUGAUUAUUUCAUUUAUGGACCUGGAGCAGACUGCAAACUCGAUGCUUUGUAUUUCCAAGAGUCAUCGAUGACACGGUGCAGUAACGAGGUCUCCCCCUAUCAACUGUUGCAUGGUAGCCCGCACAUCUACGAGGAGGUGCUCGGAUGCCGAUUCCGAAUCUCUGCCGACGCCUUCUUCCAGGUGAACACAAAAGCCUCAGAGGUCUUGUACCACGCAGUGGGAGAGAUGUGUCUUUCUUCUGUGGGAGACACCUUACUGGAUGUUUGCUGUGGCACCGGAGUCAUUGGCAUCUCUUUGGCAUCCAAAGUCAAAAGAGUAAUUGGCAUUGAAAUAAUUGAGCAAGCUGUCAAGGAUGCGAGGCACAACGCUUCCCUGAACGGCAAGCUGAACUGUGACUUCCUGGCUGGGAAGGCAGAAGUGCUUCUCCCCGAACUUAUCCCAUCACUAGGGACUGGGUCAUCCAUCAUCACAGUUGUAAAUCCAUCCCGCGCUGGUGUGCACCACCGUGUGAUACGGGCUCUCCGGAGCAACCCUGCCAUCCGCAAGCUCGUCUACAUCUCCUGUAAACCUGAAGGGGAAGGCAUGAGGAACUUCAAGGAGUUGUGCUGUCCAUUGGACGGACAGCCCUUCAGGCCAGUUCUUGCCAUUCCAGUGGACAUGUUCCCUCACACUGCACACUGUGAACUCGUGCUUGUUUUUGAAAGAUAGUUGAUGGAAGGAAAUGCUGUAAAGAUGUUAGAAAUGUGCUUACAAAUGAACAGGGCAAAUUGGUAAACAGAACUGAUAAGAAUUAAGUCUUUGUAAUAAAAUAAACCAGUGAUCUAUAA